AGCUCCAUGGUGACCGCUAAGCUUCCAGAACACGACACAGAGAAGCGCCACCCGGAGGCGGAAGUCAACCCGCGGCCGGCGCAGGCGGGAGAAGGGAGAGGAGUGACAUCCGUUUGUCGGAAGUCGCUCCUCCCCCUUCCUUCGCUUUUUUUCUUGUCAUUGGUUCGUGGCACUCGGGCCCCGCCUCCUCCGGCUACGCCCCUCGCGGCCGCUUUUCCCGCCUCCGCCGGGGCCGAGGCGCUGUUCGGCUGACAGUUGAGGAUGGCCGGAGCCGAGGGCGCCGCUGGGCGGCAGUCGGAGCUGGAGCCCGUGGUAUCGUUGGUCGACGUCCUUGAGGAGGACGAGGAGCUGGAGAAUGAGGCGUGCGCUGUCCUGGGCGGCAGUGACUCCGAGAAGUGCUCCUACUCGCAGGGCUCAGUAAAGAGACAAGCACUAUAUGCCUGUAGUACCUGCACCCCAGAGGGAGAAGAACCAGCAGGAAUUUGUUUAGCUUGCAGUUAUGAAUGUCAUGGAAGUCACAAACUAUUUGAGCUAUACACAAAAAGAAAUUUUCGUUGUGAUUGUGGAAACAGCAAGUUUAAAAAUUUGGAAUGCAAAUUACUUCCUGACAAAGCAAAGGUAAAUUCUGGCAAUAAGUACAAUGACAACUUUUUUGGAUUGUACUGCAUUUGCAAGAGACCUUAUCCUGAUCCUGAAGAUGAGAUUCCAGAUGAGAUGAUCCAGUGCGUAGUCUGUGAAGACUGGUUCCAUGGAAGGCAUCUUGGUGCCAUUCCCCCUGAGAGUGGGGAUUUUCAGGAGAUGGUGUGCCAGGCCUGCAUGAAACGUUGUUCUUUUUUGUGGGCUUAUGCUGCACAAUUGGCAGUAACCAAAAUAUCCACUGAGGACGAUGGAUUGGUGCGGAACAUUGAUGGAAUAGGUGAUCAGGAAGUUAUCAAACCUGAAAAUGGAGAGCAUCAAGAUAGUACCCUCAAAGAGGAUGUUCCAGAACAGGGAAAGGAUGAUGUCCGGGAGGUUAAAGUAGAGCAGAACAGUGAACCAUGUGCCGGCUCUAGUUCUGAAUCUGAUCUCCAGACAGUGUUUAAGAAUGAAAGCCUCAACGCAGAAUCAAAAUCUGGCUGCAAACUUCAGGAGCUUAAAGCUAAGCAGUUUAUAAAGAAAGACACUGCCACCUAUUGGCCCCUGAACUGGCGUAGCAAGUUGUGUACCUGCCAAGACUGUAUGAAAAUGUAUGGAGAUCUAGAUGUCUUGUUCCUGACAGAUGAAUACGACACAGUUCUGGCUUAUGAAAACAAAGGCAAGAUUGCCCAGGCCACUGACAGGAGCGAUCCCCUAAUGGAUACCCUUAGCAGCAUGAAUAGAGUCCAGCAAGUGGAACUCAUUUGUGAAUACAAUGAUUUGAAGACUGAACUUAAAGACUAUCUCAAGAGAUUUGCUGAUGAAGGCACGGUUGUUAAGAGAGAGGACAUUCAGCAGUUCUUUGAAGAGUUUCAGUCAAAAAAGAGAAGAAGAGUGGAUGGGAUGCAGUAUUACUGCAGCUAGAGUGGAGUAUGAAGCUUUCUCAUUCAGGCCAAUGAAAAUGCGCUUCCCAUUCUUGGAAUAAAACAGGUGUGGUUCACAUUUGGCCCCCUUUCCGUCCUUCUCUGUUUGGAGAGGCCUCUCGCUCCCUUCAUUCUCUUUAGCUGCAGUAGCCACAGUGUGGAUGCUGACUUCACAGCCAGCAUCCUCUGUGACUCAGCUAAUGCAGCUCAUUCCACAGACUUCUCCAGUGUACUCCUAUUCCAGUGCACCCAGGGUUAUUUGCAUAGUUUUUAAAAGUUUGAUUUUGUUUUGAGAAAGCAAAUUGGUGUCUUGUUUAAUGAUCUGUUAUUUCACUCCCAGAUGUGUGUGUUUUGCCACAGAGCUGUUGCCUUCCAGAACCUCCUCCACAGGCAUCAUGGAAGGCUCUCUUCCUGUCACCUAGAACCUCUACAGGUCCCCUCGCCCCUAUGAUCGUGGUGCCUUGGGUCAAAGCUUCCUCAAGCCUGGUCUGCUCCUUCUUUCACAUCCCUGUUUUCUGAGGUUUGGUCAUAGCUUAGAAAGGAUCUUGGGGCUUGUUUUCUCUAGGCCCACCCUCCAGAGUAGCCAGGACUGACGGUUUUCUGGUCUGGAUGUCUGUCAGAGGCGGAGAGAUUAACAGAUGACAGGGUUGAGGAAGCAAACCUUUGUUAUGAAUUUUACUAAUACAAUUCAAGUGAAAUUUUCGUUCAUGAAUCUACUGGCACUAGAAUUAGAAUUUCAGUACUGUAGCGCUCACAGGGCUUCCUGGAGAACAUUUGCCAGUAUACUAGUCCCUUCUCUGCUGCCUAGAAAACAGACUGGGUCUCACCCCUGUGAAAUCUUGGUAGUUUAUGAAGUCCUCUGGAUUUCUUGAUAUUAUCAGGGAUAUUCAUAAGCAUAUAUCAAAAAUGGACCUAUUUUGAUAUUCUGUUAUGAAAAUGUUAUUAGAACCCCAAUAAAUUAUUAUUUUUCCCCCUUGAAUCUGCUAAAGAAAACAGAUCCUGACUUAGCUUACUUGUAAUAAGCAGGGCAGGGAGCCCUAUUUUGGAAGAGACAGACUGUGGAAGAGAUUACAAACAAGGCCCGAGGCUGCACGAAUGAUGAGUUUUGUGUAUAUAAUGUUAAUGUCCACCGCCACUUCCCUAACGACUAUGAGAUCUUUUUUUUGAAGAUCCUCAUGGAAGGUUGUACAGAGCCCCACAUUUGAGGGGAAGUCCUUUCAGUUGAUAUGAGACAUCUUUAACAUCCCUCAGUCUAUGUAGGAAAUGCCUUGUGAUACAUAGAGAACCCUCAGCUUCUCUCUCCCUCUGGAGGAACAAGGUCUUUCCUGACAGUCAGAGACACACCUUGAUGUAUGUUAAUAAAAGCAUUUCAGGCUGUGGGGCCACCAUGUAUAUUAAUACUCCUUAUGUGUCCAGCAUCUGUGUAUUCAUUCGAGUGCCCAAUCCCUGGACGAGAUUAACUAGGCCUUAUAAAAAGUCAAAGCCUCAAAGAAAUGGUACAACCAUGUUCUUCGGCACUCAGGCUCCUAAUUACAGAUCCUCAUGAAGGGUGGUAUGUGGAGCUGGAAGGUCUUGUGGCCACAGGACAUGCUGGUGAGCCCUGAGCUGGCCUUGUGCAGAGGGCUCCGUUCAAAGGCUCGGGGUGUCUUUGAGGUUGUUUAUCAAGCUGGGGAACUCUUCCAAGUCUGAGAAUGUUUCGAACCCUUUUUGCAAGGUUGCACUAUUAGUAUACCAUCAUGUCCGGAAAACUUUUAAUCUUCUCAAAUAUCUGAUGUAACUACCAGAAAGUCCCUUACUUCCUAUGACCAAUCAGGACCAAGUCUUGGAGGUGAUGUGUUACAUUACGUGCAGCACAAUAGUACCGAUCAGUUAACUCAGCGCUGAAGGGCUUGUUUUAUGAAAGGUACUAUUCCUUCUUUCACAUUAACUGGAAACCUCUUUUUUUACCUGUUGUUCACAACUAGUUUUCUUAUCGACUGUAUUGGACUGUCUCUUCUUGUAGAGACUGAUUUUGGCCAACAUAUUAAUGCAUGUUUUAUGCAAAACACAAACAUGAUAUUAGUUGCUUUUAAGGAGUUCUAGCAUUGUAUGUGCAUUUUUGUAGAAAUUGUUACUGGACUUAUAAUUACAUACUUAACUCUGAUCAGGUUUCUGUAAAAUUUAAAUAAAACCAAUACAAAA
Molecule: messenger RNA, 3719 nt
Organism: Pongo pygmaeus (Bornean orangutan)
Lineage: Eukaryota; Metazoa; Chordata; Mammalia; Primates; Hominidae
Gene: UBR7
Product: ubiquitin protein ligase E3 component n-recognin 7
Exons: 11
Coding region: 262-1539 (425 amino acids)
Cellular component (GO): cytoplasm
Molecular function (GO): ubiquitin protein ligase activity; zinc ion binding
Source: RefSeq, a predicted model, not a curated record